AUGGCGAAGCAGUCCAGCACGAGGAUUGACCGUGCUCUGAUCUCGCGGUCGCUGCUUCUCGGCCUGGAGUCAGCAUCGCAUAAGUCACCUGACGACCCGAUCUCGGACCAUGGCUUUGCCAUCAGAGUGGCCUUCCGCUGUGGCGCUAACGCGAAGCUUGGUCCGGGUGUCUGGAGAUUUCCAUCCCACCUGCUCAACAGACCGGGGGUAAGGAAAGUGGUUGAAGCAGCGGCGAAGCAGUCAGGAGGGGACUAUGUUCUGCUACUGGCUCGACUGAAUGCGGGACUCCGUGCCUAUGCUAAGGAGGAAGGAAAGAGAGUUAAGGCGACAAUGAGACACCUGUCCGCGGCGGUGGCGAACCAAAAGCAGGCGGCCAUGGGAGCUCCCAACUGCACACGCACGAGAGAGCUCCUAAGAGCAAAGGAGAGUCAACUGCGGGAGUAUCAAGCAUCACGACGGGACAGACUCCAUCUGAUGGCUGGUUAUGGGACAGAGCUCAAGGGGGAGGUGGUCUCGAAGCACCUGUCGGCAAGGGCGAAGGCCAGGAAACAGCGCACGCGGAUAGCUGAGUUAAAUGUCAACGGCACGAUGGUGUGCGAAAAGCAGGGUAUUCUAGAUGCGGCUGCCGAUUUCUUCAACGGGCUCUUCGGAACGGAUAAACGGACUCACCGAACAAGUUGGUUACCGGACCGGAGGCUGUCGGCAGAAGAGGCGGAGGGACUGGCUCAGGAUUGGUCGGAGCAGGAAGUUAAAAAUGCUUUCAAGGCGUUGGCGUGCGGUAAGUCGCCGGGCUUGGACGGGAUCCCGAAAGAGCUGUUCGAGCUGCAUUGGGACAUCCUAGGAGAGUGCUUCAUGAACCUGGCGCGCUCCUUCGAAGCUUCUGCAUCGCUGCCUGCAACCACCAAGGAGGCGGUUACGAUCUUGCUACACAAGAAGGGCGACAAGGGCCAAAUAAGCAACUACCGGCCUAUUACGCUUUUGAACUUCACUUACAAAGUACUGGCGAAAGUGGUGGCGGACCGGAUGAAGAAGGUGCUGCACCGGGUGAUCUCGAGGGAGCAGUACGGUUUCAUACCGGGCCGGAGAUUGUCGGAUGCGGUCAGCCUGGUGGCGGACAUCAUUGAUGCUGCAAACAAAGGGGACAAGGACUGGUUUUUGCUGCUGGUGGAUUUCCAAAAAGCCUUCGACACUGUUUCCCGGGGCUUCCUUUUUGAGACGCUGGAGAAGAUGGGCUUCCCUCCGAGUUAUGUGGGCUGGGUGAGGGGCCUGCACAAGGAAACGAAAACAAGGCUGUUAAUUAACGGAUGGAAGAGCGACGCCUUGGAGGUGGUUUCGGGGGUGCGGCAGGGAUGUCCUCUCGCACCUUACCUUUUCAUCUGUGCGGUGGAACCUCUGGCCCAGGAAGCGGCGAAGAGGCAGUUGGGCAUUGUCAGUGACUCGGGGAGGAGGCUGCCUUACCUGGGUUAUGCGGACGAUACCACGCUUCUGCUGCAGGGGAGGGAGCAGAUUGCAGAGGCAGGGAAAAUGCUGGACUAUUUCGAGCGUGUUUCUGGUUUGGCCACAAACAAGGAUAAGUCGGUGGUGAUGCCGCUGGGCAGAAAUCUUGGAGGUCGUCCUUGGAGGCCGGACGGUUUCAAGUGGGCCGGUGCAAAUGAUGCGGAGAGACUGCUCGGGGUCUGGGUCACCGCCUCAGGCGACUGCAAGGCGACAUGGGACAAGACACUGCUGAGACUUCUAGGGGAAAUGGGGAAAUGGGAGCUGAAGUACCUCACGAUUACGGCGAGGGCGGUUGUCAUCAAUGGUUACAUUACCCCGAUCAUCGCCUUCCAGGCGCAGGUUUACCCGCCGCCGCAGGAGGUCUGGGGUCGGAUAUCGAAGCUGAUUCAUAAUUUCCUCUCGGGCAAUCACGCGUCGGAGGAGGGGUGUUUCAUCCUGUGGGGGAGGGAAACAAUAUUCGCAACACGGGAGGAGGGAGGAGUUGGUGUGAAGGACCCGGGGGUUCUGGUCACCUGUCUGGCCGCUAGAAGGAUCGGAAUCCUGCUCACCGAGUCGGAUGAUUUCAAACGAGACAUGAUGCUCGCAGCAGCAGGCCUCCCGCUGGGACUGGAUACUUUCCUAUCGCAUGAGAAGCUGUUAAAACAUUGGGUUGGGGGGAGCGCGCGAUGGAAGCAAACCUGCGAAUGUUUCAUGGCGUCGCCGUUCGCUUCGGUCAGCAUGCCUCUCACCGCAGCAGAAGUUGCCGCAGAGAGAUUGGUUUUCAACAGAGGCAUUCUGCUUAACGGGAGAACGCCGGUUGGGGGACAGAAGGCUGCUAAGGCGCUUUGGGAGAUCAAGCUGGGGGACCUGGUGGCGCCCAUGGCGAACGGUGGGAUGGCAGCAAAGAGCGAGGAGACCCUAGCAUUGUCGCUUGGAACAGCUUCUGCUCGGCUGGCGCUGAAGGGGCUGGCUGCCGCGCCUGAGAACUGGAGGGAGCUGCUGCUCGCCUCAUCGGAAGGAAAUCAGGGCGCAGGCACGGGGGGAAGGGCAGCUGUAGCCCCUGGGGCCAGUGCUGGGAGCUUUGAAAACAGCCCUCAAGAUGCUUAA
Closterium sp. NIES-65 is the source of this 2583-nucleotide messenger RNA. The record is from the annotation of a GenBank genome assembly. Lineage: Eukaryota; Viridiplantae; Streptophyta; Zygnematophyceae; Desmidiales; Closteriaceae.